Messenger RNA from Aspergillus mulundensis, 1485 nucleotides. RefSeq lists its product as uncharacterized. The record is from RefSeq and is a predicted model, not a curated record. The transcript is spliced from 3 exons. Gene Ontology annotation, biological process: proteasome-mediated ubiquitin-dependent protein catabolic process. Gene Ontology annotation, molecular function: ubiquitin protein ligase activity; metal ion binding. NCBI's taxonomy places the organism in Eukaryota, Fungi, Ascomycota, Eurotiomycetes, Eurotiales, Aspergillaceae. The coding region runs from base 1 to 1485 and encodes 494 amino acids. Gene Ontology annotation, cellular component: nucleus.
AUGUCGAGGCACACCCCUCCGACAGCCGCUUUGGGCAAGGGCCUUAGCGGAACAAAGGCUGCCGCGCCGCAGGAUAUCUCAGGGCUUUUCAACACACUACAAGGUCAUGUUGAUGACAUUCGCGGCCUUUUACAAUGCGGCAUUUGCAUCCGACCACUCUACGAGCCUUUCACCAUUGCCUGUGGACACACUUUUUGCUACGGCUGCCUGACCUCAUGGUUUGCUGAAGGCAAGAACAACAAAACUUGCCCUGAUUGUCGAGCCCCAGUAAAAUCGCAGCCAGCGCCUGCAUAUUUGAUCCGUGCAGUUGUCCAGUUGUUCACUAGCCGCGCAGAGCUUUUAGAUAAGGGAGAAACAACCGAUCAACACAUAGCACAUCAAACCGAAGAAGCCGAGAGGUUAGAAGCGGAUAAGAAAAAUAAAGAUCCGAAAGAAGGGGGUAUUUUUCGGGGCAUAUUCAAUCAGACGCGGCACCGACCUGCUCAACCCAUCUACGACAUUGAAGAUGGCGUUGUUCGCUGUCCACACUGUGCAUAUGAAUUGGAGGAGGAUGACUGCUUGAACUGCGGAUACCGUCAUGAAGACGAUUCGAUGUCCGAUACCAGAAGUGACUCGGAGGAGAACUCUGAAAUGACGGAUGAUCCUUAUGGAGAGGUAGAUGAUGAUAUAGAGGAUGGGUUUGGGGAAGCGCCAGGCUUCGAUGCAACUGAGUGGUAUGAUGAUGAAAUAACACCAGCGCAGUUCCCCGGCAUCCGGGCUUUUCAACCCAUAUUCCGCUUUCACCCUGGGUAUGGUCCUGAUGAAAUGCAUGGUCCUGGUGCAAUGCGUCGUGCAUUCUACGAACAUUACCACGGUCAUUCAGAUUUCGAUUCGUAUGAUUCGCCCCACGGCGGCGACGAUGAGGACGAGAUGGACGAAGAAGAAGACGAGGAUAUGGACUCCUUUAUCGAUGAUGGAGAGCAGCUUGACGACUAUGCUUCGGACUCGGAUCGAUCGACCGUGGUUGGAGGUCCCGAACAUGGUGGGACGGUUUUGCACACCAUACUUGACUCGUCGCCCGCGCCCGCCUCGAGGCAUAGCCCAACCCAUCCAUAUCCAUACGAGGUGCCAGAUGAAGACGCAAGCUCAACAAGCGAUGAGGACGACGAAGACGAGGACUCGCUGGACGAUGAGGACCCUGACGAUGAGGAGGAGGACGACGACGACAAUGAGGACGACGACGACGAUGAUGAUGAUGAUGACGAUGAUGAGGAGCCCAUUCGACCUGCCGUGACCGGGAACAGACGCAUACCGACGUAUAGCCUAUUAUCAAGCUCUUCUCCCCUUCGCGCUAAUGGUGCAACCGCUACCACUGCCUGUACUCGAACUCAGCCUCCAACAGUGGGCUCGUCCGCUACUGGUGCUAUCUCUCUAGAUGAUGACUCGGACGAAGGGCCAGUUGGACCUUCCGUGAGACGGGCAAGAGCUCGACCGGCUGUACUUUGA